Molecule: messenger RNA, 1284 nt
Organism: Aphanomyces astaci
Lineage: Eukaryota; Oomycota; Saprolegniomycetes; Saprolegniales; Verrucalvaceae
Exons: 1
Coding region: 82-1194 (370 amino acids)
Molecular function (GO): protein dimerization activity
Source: RefSeq, a predicted model, not a curated record
UUUGGCUCGGCAACCCUCACGAGGAAGCUACCCCCGUACAGUAUAGCAUCUGUUGUGACGUGGAACGAAGGAUCGAACACUAUGAUGAACCGCAACGACUACAACUAUUCGCCGUCCCAGAUGAUGCACCACCACCAGCAGCAGCGAAGCAUGUACAUGGACAAAGGAUCGCACAACAGUGGCGGCCCCAGCGACUUCCACAUGAUGCCGUCCCACCACAGCACGUCGCACCACACCAACUCCCACCAUAGCGCGUUGCCGCCGCACCAUCAAUCCGCGUCCCAUCACUCGUCGCAUCACUCGUCCUCGCAUCACGCGCCAUCCCAUGGACAUCAUGGUGGCGGUGGCGGAUUGAGCCACCACGGCGACUUCGAUCACGAGCCGUUGGUCUUGAACAACGGACCCCCCCACCACAACUUUUACCAACACAUGAACCAACCAAUGCUGCAUGUAUCGACGGACUUUUCCAACGUUCAAGGCAUGUCGUCGAUGCACAACGGGAGUGACGACAUGGACGACAACAAGAGCCUCAACGGUCAGAAGCGGUCGCGAGAGGAGUUGAACCAAAAGGAAAAAAAGCGCAUGUUCAAGCUCAACGAAACCAUCCACACGCUGAAGAAGGCCUUGGACGAUGCCGGUGUGAGCUGCAAGAAAAACAAGCAAUCGAUCUUGGACAACACGGCGCACUAUAUCUCGAUGCUGCGCAACGACUUGAUUAUCGCCAAGCAGAAGGCCGAGCACGCCGAGCGCAUGUUGCAUUCGAACGGCGGCGGACAAAACAAGGGGUAUGCUCCAUUCGAACGGUACUUUGAGUACUCUAGCACACCGACGUUGAUCAUGUCGAUGGACAUCCAAGUCCUUCGAGCGAACAAGGCGUUCCGCGAAGUCACUGGGUACAGCGAAGAUGCGCUGAAGAACAAGGAAACGCUUCUCUCGUGCCUAAGUGCCGAUAUCGGCCGUGCUCGAACGCUUGUGCACAACGCGAUUGAUUCCCGCAAAACGUUGCGCACCGUGGUGCAAAAUGCGAUUUCAAACGGCCGCGUUACCAGUAGCUUGUCCUUGACGCUGCUCUUCGACCCCCAAGGGAACCCCGAAUGCCUGGAGUGCGUGCUCAUUCCCCUCGAAGAAGAACAGCAGCAGUACGACAUGCUCAAGGAAGACGUGGCGUUGGACGAAGUCAGCAACCUCGUAUGAAAGCACCCUCCCAAUAGAACGACAGCUUAGUAGAGUUUUGAUAUUGCUAUACAAUAUACACCAGUACAAUAGUUUUCCUAAACGAUGUCC